AUGUCUUCCAAUAGCAACAACAACAACAAGGAAAACACGAUGACGACUGAUCAUCACUCUUGCAGUAUGUGUGGGAAGGACAGCAAGACCCGCUGCUCUCAAUGCCAAUCCAAGUGGUACUGUGGCCGCGAGUGUCAAAAGACGGACUGGAAAGAGCACAAGAAAAUCUGUUUUCCAGUCAAUUCUACCUGUACUCGCUGCUUGCUACCCACAAGUGCCAAUCAGGGCAUCUGUUGUGUGCCUCAUCCGGAGUAUUUAAUGGAAGAUAUGGGUUCUUCGUUUGGCCCCGAUGGGCAGACAUUGAGUUUUUCCUGCAAGGCGUGUGGAGAGCAUUUCUCCAAAGUCAACAAGGAUCGUCACCAAACCAACUUUUCCUUCCAACCGGCGCAUGCCGAGUGGUGCUUUCAGGGACGUCAUACCGUCAAGCCACUCAAGGAGGGAGAUGAACGACGCAUCUGCAACGACGUGGCGACUAUUAACCGGAACGAUGGAGAUACUACCCAACAGUUCCAACAACGGCUCACUACCGAAAUGGAUCCUUCCACGGUCCGCAUCCUCGUCAUUCAAAACGGCGAUGGUUUCUAUGACGACACGGUCGAACCUGUCUUGGAUCUCCAUAUGCCCCUCUUGGAAGAACUACAGCUUAUAAAUGUCUGCUUUUCCAAGAUUGUCCUCAAUGACGCCAAGACGCCUCGUCUCUCCACCAUUGAAAUGCAAAAUCUCCCGGACGAGUGCGACAUGGAACUCAAAUGCUCCAAUCUUCGAGACUUUAACUGCCGCCAUCACCAUGGAGAUUGCGAAUGGGUACAAGAUAUGCUCGACACCACCCACCAGUUGGUAUCCUUUCGCACGUACAAGUUGGGACUCGAUGAAGUCAAAUUUGGUCCUCAUCUUGCCAUGUUGAAGCACAUUUACAUUCAUCGUUCCGAUUGUUUGUGUGAUGUGGUCCUGGGGGCGCCGCACUUGCAGUAUCUACGUCUCCAAGGAUGCUACUCGUUGGAAUCACUGAAAAUCAAACCCAAGGGGGGCAGUCGCUUUACCGUCGAGACGGUCAAUUCCAACAUGUCCCAACAAGUCAUCAAGACGCUAAAAAACAGCCCUCGUGUCAUGUGGGAUGGAGACGAAGUCGAUGAACACGCCGGAGUCGGUGGAAGUCCCAUGGAGGCCAUGUUUCGAAUGAUGCAUUAA
Molecule: messenger RNA, 1188 nt
Organism: Seminavis robusta
Lineage: Eukaryota; Bacillariophyta; Bacillariophyceae; Naviculales; Naviculaceae
Source: the annotation of a GenBank genome assembly